Molecule: messenger RNA, 336 nt
Organism: Amaranthus tricolor (Joseph's coat)
Lineage: Eukaryota; Viridiplantae; Streptophyta; Magnoliopsida; Caryophyllales; Amaranthaceae
Product: cell wall / vacuolar inhibitor of fructosidase 1-like
Exons: 1
Coding region: 1-336 (111 amino acids)
Source: RefSeq, a predicted model, not a curated record
AUGAUAGAUGUCGUUAACGUCGGGUUCUCGAAUUCUCUUAAAUAUGUUAAGGAAUUAAGCAGGGAGUCUUCAGACCCGGAUAUAAUUCCAGCCCUACAAGAAUGUAUAUGGGUUUAUAAGACUGUGGUAGAAACAAGUGUAAAUUUAGCUGAAAGAGCAGUUAAGCAAGGGGUCCUAAAGUUUGGAGAAAAAGCCAUGAAGGAUGCUAGUAUUGAAGCCGAGAUUUGUAUGAUGGGUUUCCCGGAUGGUAAAGUUCCAGAGCGGAUUAUGGGUUGGACACCAAUGCUACAAGGAGUUUCUAUUGUGACGGCUUCUUUGAUCAAGAUGUUGGAGUAG